CCAGCCCGCCGCCACACACGCCAGUGGAGCAUUGAGAGCCCUGUCAGGUGGUGGUGGUAAGGAUUUUGCCUCGCGAACUUGUGUAGAGAGAGCGCAGUGUCCUCCCUUUCCCCUUCACUUUUCCUACUCCCCUGCGACCGUCCGUAGUGGUGGUGUGAGUGCGAGUUGUGGUGUCACGUGUUUCCUACAGUCAGCGGGCCGUCACUCCUGCUCCCCUGCCCAGCGCCACAGCUUACCUACUUCAGUCACCGUCGUCUCCUCCGCUACGUCUUAAUGUUACUGCUCUCGUCUUGGCAUCGCUGCUUUUAGAUGUGUGUUGCGAGGCCCAGCAGGUGUGUGGAAAGGACGUGGCGUGACGUGCCCCUUCACGCGUAACUUCCACGUGAGCCCGGCAGCAGCCAGCCAACUGGUGUCCGGGAGGUGGAUUAACACGUUUUACCCGACACUCCACUAUAAAGGCAGUGCCGAGUUAUCUUCUGAUAAGACACACUCUGACGCCCACUGCCUCUCCAGUGUACUGUCGGCACGCGGACACGGUUGCUUGUUCCCCGCCACAGCCUCUCGUCACCUCCUCGCAUCAACGCCACCUCUGUGUCGUCCUCACACUUCCUUUUCCUCAGCAAGGCCCGUACUAUCCCGACGCGUAGUGCUGAUCGGUGGCGCUUCAGAAGGAGAGUCUUGUCCCGGAAGAUAUAGAACAAGAAGUUUUUCAGGGACGUCAGAUUCUCAAGACCACGACGACAAGUCAGACGACGACAUGAAGAAAGCUUUCCAACUGAUGGUGAAGACCGGGGACCAGGAGGGUGCCGGCACAGACGCCAACGUUUGGGUGGUGCUGGAGGAUGAGAAAGGACGCGCCACGCCACGCUUCAAGCUGGACAAGAUUCUGUACAAUGACCUAGAACGCUCCAAGCGGGACACCUACAAAGUGGACUGUCCCGAAGAGUUUGGCAGAGUGGCGCGCAUCAGGCUCUCCAGAGACAGUCAAGGCAUCGCUGACGACUGGUUCUGUGACUACAUCCACAUAGAGGACCGACGCAACAACAACAAGCGAAAGAUCUCCAAGGAUCACGCUGCCAAAACUGUCAGGAACUUUCUGGGUUCAGCUUACAUAAAGGAGAACGCCGCGGAGGAAAAGACAGUGUACUUUUUCCCCAUCCACCGCUGGGUCGCGGCAAGAAACGACUACCUCUUCGAUGAGUAUGGGGUGUGCCUGCCCCAGCUCGACAUCAGCCUGGAGGCAAGGAAGCAUGACCUGCAGAAGAAGAGGGAAUCGUACAAGUACAUCGUGCACGCCCCCGGCAUGGUGGCCCAAAUCGAGAACUUGCCAAGUGAUGAGAAAUUCUCCGAGGAAUAUUACUGGACCUUCGCCAGCGAGAAGGUCAGUCUUCUGGCCCAGACCAAGUUCAUCGAGUGGACUACCUCCAAAUGGAAUACACUGGAGAACCUGAAGAGUGUGUUCAAGAAGAGCCUUGGCGAGCCAGAGUGCAUUGAUGUGUGGAAGGAGGACUGGUGGUUUGGGCUGCAGCGCCUUCAAGGAGUCAAUCCACAGGUCAUUGCUCUGUGCCCCGCCAUCCCAGACAACUUUGAUGUGACAGAGGAGACAGUGAAGGGCCUGCUGGAUGAUCUCACUCUGGAGGAGGCACUCAAGAAGAAGAAGCUCUUCAUCUGUGACCUGGAAAUCACUGACAACCUGGAAUGCAAGGACAACCGAGAGUUGGCCUCCCCUCUGGCACUCUUCUAUCUCAACAAGAAGAAUGAGUUGAUGCCAGUCGCCAUUCAGCUGAAGCAAAAGAAAGGUCCUGACAACCCGGUGUACACCCCCAAUGAUUCUCCCAACACCUGGCUGGUGGCCAAGAUGUUCUACAACAAUGCCGAGGCUCAGCACCACCAGGCCCUCACUCACCUGGGCUACACACACCUGCUCAUGGAAGGAGUGGUCAUCUGUACCCACCGCAACCUGUCACCCUCCCACCCACUCUUCAAGCUGAUGGCGCCACACUUUCUCUUCCUGCUGGCCAUCAAUACUCGAGGCCUGGAGAAGCUGGUGGCUCCUGGAGGAUGGGUGGAUAUGUGCAUGACUCAGGGUGUGCAGGGGAUCUUUGAGCUCAUGAAGAGAGGCUUUGAUCGCUGGAGGUUUGACCGAGAGGGACAAGUAGAGAAAGAGCUCGAGUCCCGAGGUGUGCUAGACCCAGAUGUCCUGCCUUACUACCCCUACAGAGAUGAUGCCAUUCCCCUCUACAAUGUCAUCAAGAAAUAUGUCAGAACUGUUGUCACUCAUCAUUAUGACACACCUGAGAAGCUGACUGGGGACUGGGAGCUCAAGUGGUGGAGGGAGGAGCUGGUCAAGCCCCGGGACAACAAUGGUGUGGGACUGAAAAACGUACCUGGCAAUGAUGAGGAAGGCUUCACCAGUGUGGAUCAAGUGGUUGAUGCUGUGACAGUGAUCAUUGCCACCUGCUCCCUGGGGCAUGCUGCAGCAAACUUCCAGCAAUAUGAACAGUAUGGAUUUGUACCCAACUACCCCGGCAUCCUCAUGGGCCCUGUGCCGUCUGAAAAGAAAAUCUACACUGAGAAGGACAUCAUGGCUCUGUUGCCUGACAAGAGGAUGACUCUGGACAUCAUGGUCAUCACAAAGCUGUUGUCCAGUCGUGGCACCAACAGCCUUGGUAACUUUGAGAUGCAGUACUUGUAUGACCCUGUGGGCGUCCAGGCAGCUGAAGAAUUCAAGAAAGACUUGAAGAGACUGAGCCUAGAUAUGCAAAAAUCCAACAUUGACCGCCAGUGGAAGUUUGACUGGCUGGACCCAACUAUUGUGCCAAACUCAAUCAGUGUGUAAGAACUGAAAGAAGCAGGAGAGACAGUUCAAGACUGGUGGCUAGCUUUUCAUCUCAAAGGAAGAGCAAACCUGAAGUGCUUCCUGUUCACCAGAUACUCUGCACUGUGUCACUGUACCAAGAGUUGUGUGAACAAUGUAUAGUUAAGUAAUAUUCAGUUUGCAUACUGUUCCUUUAUGGUAUUGUACAUGCACACACACUCACAAAUGACGAAUCAUAGACAAACACGUGCACACUUAUGAUGCUCCAUGUACAAAGUAUCUCACGCAUUACCUCAAAUAUACUGUUCGUAAAACUCAAACAGACUACUAUUAGCUUUAAGCUCAACUUGCUGCAAACUUGUGCACUGAUUUACAAUUGACCUACAGCAUAGGGUUUUGCUCAUGUGCCAGUGCCAAGCACUUGAGGCAUUGAGUGUAGAUAAUGUAGUGGGGUUCUUAACUAAUCACUGAGCUGCAUAAUAAUCCACACUUAAUUCUCUCCUGAUACCAGUAAGUGUUCUGUGCUGGUGUGAUAGGCUAUCCUGUGGUGAUUAUUCUGUGAUUUUAUCUUUUACUGCUAUUGCUAUUGCUGCUGCUACUAUGAUUUUAGUUGUAAAUAUUUAUUGUGUAUAUACUAUGGACUAUUUUGAUUGUCAACAAUUUUCUGAUAUAUGUAUGUAUUAAUUUUCUAUAAUAAUGACUGAAUGAAAACUAAAAACUGAGAAGAGCAUCAUCAAUCAGAAAUAUAAUACAAAACUUGAAUUAAUGUUUCUAUCUUAUAUAUUGAAAAAGAAAAAAUAACAGAUUUAAAAUUGGAAUAUGCCAUGGAUAUUACUUAAAUUGAUAUUUCUUAUUUUCGCCAUUGAGUAGGUAAGAAAAUCUACUUAAAGUGAUUGUGAGAAACAAGUGACUUUAUAUAUGCAUCAUAGUUUCUGUCUUUUCACUGAGCUGGCAUCCUUCUAGUGAUGGAUAAAUGAGGCAGACGUCAUCUCACCAUAAGAACAAAAAUUAAGAUGCAAAAGUCGUACAUAAUUGAAAUGAUAAUUUCAGAUGUGAGCUCCAUACAUGUACUAUUUUCUUGCAUCACUAGACACUGCCAGCUGUCAGGAAGGACAGUUUCCCAGAACAAAGCAGAACACAUUAAAAGUUUCAUCCGAAUGAAGAAAAACUAAGUGAUCUCAGAAAAAAAAAAAAAACCUCAUGUGAUUAUUCCUCAUACAUUCAUGUAGAGCACACACUCACACAUCUCACUUCAUCUUAAUUUAUGUACAAUUUGUAUAUUUUCCAUGAUAUGAAUAUGAAAACUGAAUCUGAGUGAAUCACAGUGAGCGGUGACAGACACAGUGGUGGACAUGCCAUUGUACCACAACUAUAAAGAAAACAAAAACUUGUAAUCUUCUUCCUUCAUACUCUCUGAAGCUUAAUGUUGCAUGCUACACACCUUGCACAUUCAUUUUGUAUUAUGUUUACAACAGAUUGUCACCAAAUCAGUAUAUUAUAUAACUUAUGCUGAAUAUCUUAUCAUAUGGUAUUAUCAUUACUACUAUAACAGAGCUUAUAUUGCUGUGGUCGGACUUAAUGCCUUGUAUGCAUGGAUAUCAUAUGUAUAUUAACAUUUCUGGUGUUGGUGCACCUUCAUGAUUAAUAAUUCUCACACAAGACAAAGGAUGUGUUUCUGUAGUGGUCUUGUGUGGACAAGCAACUGUUGUGUCCGUGUGUAGGAUCACUGAAUGCUCAAAUUGUGAUAUCUUUGGUACAUUCAUGGGAAAAAAAAAAAAACAAUCACUGAAUCCUGAUUGAUUACUUUUGCAAUGAUGUUGCUUUUACAGCUCUUGAUUAAUGAUGUCUCAUGCAAGAGAUCAGAUGUAAUAUAUUUUUGUAUCUGUAAAACCUACUAUGUUAGUAAAAUUAAAAUGCUUC
Molecule: messenger RNA, 4738 nt
Organism: Portunus trituberculatus (swimming crab)
Lineage: Eukaryota; Metazoa; Arthropoda; Malacostraca; Decapoda; Portunidae
Product: allene oxide synthase-lipoxygenase protein-like
Exons: 13
Coding region: 758-2839 (693 amino acids)
Biological process (GO): lipid oxidation
Molecular function (GO): protein binding; metal ion binding; oxidoreductase activity, acting on single donors with incorporation of molecular oxygen, incorporation of two atoms of oxygen
Source: RefSeq, a predicted model, not a curated record